This is a messenger RNA of Nothobranchius furzeri (turquoise killifish), 3269 nucleotides long. RefSeq names its product forkhead box protein O1-A. Gene Ontology annotation, molecular function: RNA polymerase II cis-regulatory region sequence-specific DNA binding; DNA-binding transcription factor activity, RNA polymerase II-specific. Gene Ontology annotation, cellular component: nucleus. Gene Ontology annotation, biological process: regulation of transcription by RNA polymerase II. Lineage: Eukaryota; Metazoa; Chordata; Actinopteri; Cyprinodontiformes; Nothobranchiidae. The record is from RefSeq and is a predicted model, not a curated record.
GAGCGGUCCGUGAAGGCAGCACCAGACUCCACUACCAGGCUAGUUAAAUCGUGACAGAUCGUUGGACUUCAGAGUUGUUGAUGCAGGAAGGUGUGAAGUUCUGAGAAGAUGCAACACUUCGCUGUUGUGUAAAUGAAAUCGUCUUCCGUUUCGGCGGGUUUACUUCUGGCAUGUUGUGUUUAAAUGCAAUAUGUAAAAUAGUUUAAAGUUGUUUUUUUUUUUUGUUCUUGGCUGAUUUAGUUUUUCUUCCUUUUUAAAGUUAGUGUUUAUAUUUAAAAAAAGUAAAUAAAACAUCUCCGGUGUGACCCAGAUGGCCGAAGCACCGCCUGUUGACACUGACCCAGACUUCGAGCCUCUCUCCCGGCCGCGCUCCUGCACCUGGCCGCUGCCCCGGCCGGAGCUCAGCGACCCCGCCGGCUCCAACACAUCUUCCCCGGCCACAUCGGUGCAGCAGGAGCCGGGAGGAAACGCCGAGUUCAUCAGCAACCUCGGCUUGCUGGAGGAGAACUAUGAAGAGUACGCAGAGCAGAAACCGCCUUGCGGCACUUUUCAGUGUCAGGGGCUAAACUGCGUGCAUCUACAGCCCCCUCACCACCACCAUCACCACCACCACCACCUCCAGCAGCAGCUGCCGGGUCCGCAGCUGUCCCUUCAGUUACAGGUGUCUCCUCCAGGGGUCCCACCUUUGGGUGGCUCCGCUCAGAGGAAGAUCAGCUCGUCCCGUCGCAACGCCUGGGGGAACAUGUCAUACGCUGACCUGAUCACCAAAGCCAUAGACAGCUCACCCGAGAAGAGGCUCACGCUGUCUCAGAUUUACGAAUGGAUGGUCAAGAGUGUGCCUUACUUCAAGGAUAAAGGAGACAGCAACAGCUCUGCGGGCUGGAAGAACUCCAUCAGACACAAUCUGUCCCUGCACAGUCGCUUUGUGCGCAUCCAGAAUGAGGGAACGGGAAAAAGCUCCUGGUGGAUGCUGAAUCCAGAAGGAGGAAAGAACGGAAAGUCGCCUCGACGUAGAGCUGUCUCCAUGGACAACAACAACAAGUUUAUGAAGAGCAGAGGGAGAGCCACGAAGAAAAAGAUGUCUCUACAGGACGGGGUUGAGGGAGGAGGAGGAAGUCCUAGUUCCCAGUAUUGGCUUGGAAGCCCCAACUCUCACAGCAAUGAGGACUUGGAAACCUGGAGUUCCUUCAGAACUCGCACCAGCUCAGACGCCAGCACUCUGAGUGGCCGGCGUUCACCUUUCCCUUCAGAGCAGGAGGAUCUGGUGGAGUCUGAUGGGCACAUGUUGUAUCCUGGAGCACCAGGGACAAAGAUAACCGCCACCCUGCCCAGACUCUCAGAGGUGACUGGAUCCAUGGGCCAGCAUGGCUCUGAACAUGUCAUGGAGAGUUUGUUGGAUAACCUUCACCUGCUGUCUCCUAAAGUCCCCCAGCUGGGCUCCGACUCUUCACACUCCUCAAAUGCCACCAUGCUCCAGAGUAGCUCGUACGCCUCCACGGGCUUCACCCAGGGUUAUCCAAAGUGCACGUAUGGCCAAAUAAGGUUGGCACUUCCAGAGAACAAACCUGGCUUUGGAGUUUAUGAGAACCAGUUUAUGAGUCCGGCAGGCCUUCUCAAAGAGCUGCUGACUGCUGACGCAGACACCAGUAGGAGCACAAUGCCUUCCACCAAUGCACGAGUGGCUGACGGUGGAAAGCCAAGUUGCCUUCUGUCCACUUACAACAGUCAGAGCCAUGUGGGGGGUCAAAGUGGGGUAGAAAUGCUCAAUCCCAGUCAGAGUCAUCCAGGUCUUCAUGUAAACCCACGGGCUAUACAUAACCAAGGUCGUGCUACCUCACAAAACUUGACUGGCUGCAACAUGAUCCCCUUGAGUAGUCUAACCAGCCCACGGGGGCCUUCUCAACGACUGAGCAAACAGAGCACAAGCAUGCGGUCGCCUCACCGACAUCCAGCACAUACCAACGCUUUCUCACCACGCUACAGCAGCAGGGAACUGAACUCCGUUCACAACCACGGUCAUCAAGAACGGCUGCCCAGCGAUCUGGACAACAUGUCCAUCGAGAUGUUUGAAUGUGACCUGGAGUCCGUCCUCCAUGACACCCUCAUGGAUGGAGGUUCGCUGGACUUUAACUUUGACCCUGCAGGUGCACCCCAUGGGUUUUCCCAGAGGGUAAAGACCAACACACACAACUGGGUGUCAGGUUAGAGCGGAUUAAGGUAGGGACACUGAUAAUCAUCCUGGUGGCACACCCAGACUUGAGAUCCGUUUAAAAAAGAAGUUUGUACAGUUUUUAUUAUUAUUUUUUUUUUCCUGAAAUGAUAAAAUAAAGUGGAUUGAAAUUGUUGAACACUUUACAAGCAAAGGAGUUUAGUUGUUAAAGUGACAGCUUCAUGGCUGACUGAACCUCUCAGCAAGUGGUGGAUCCUGUUGUCGGGUUUGGUCACGCUGUAAUCUGUAGGCGGGAGAUGUUUACGUUAUCAAUUAUAGGAGAUUGAUACGAAGGUCAGCUUUGUAUUUCUACUGUAAACUUGCUUAGAAACCGAGUCUUUGACUGAGAUGAAUGAAUCAUUUAUUUUACUGUAUGGAGGUAUUUAUUCCUAUUUUCUUUUUUAUGUGGCAACCAUUAUACGUACUUUGUAAAAGUUCUGGGUAAAAGAAUGGAUUAUGUUUUCUUUUCCCUUUUUGUCAAUUUUAUCACCAAACAAAAGUUGCCUUAAUAAAUGUUUAGGCCACAGUUGAACAAUUUUUUUUUGCCAAAAAAUGUUUCUUAUGCUUUUCUGUAAAUAAUAAUUGUUUUUUUGUUGUUGUUGUAAAUAGCUGUGCUGAUAUUUAAAGAAUUUCAUUUUUCUAAGAUUUCAGGCUAACAAAUGAGCUUACAGUAGAUCGACCCGCUGAUUCAGAAGGAGAAAUUUAAAAUAUUCUAUAGACAAAAACAUUAGUCAGCACUGCAUGUUUGAUUGUGAUUUUAUCACAGGAAAAGUAUGCGUGACAUUGUAAAGCAACAGACAUUUGCUGCAUCCGCUGGAGCUGACAUCAUGAAAAUUGGUACCUCUAUAGGUCUGUCUGUCUGUCUGUCUGUCUGUCUGUCUGUCUGUCUGUCUGUCUGUCUGUCUGUCUGUCUGUCUGUCUAUCUAUCUAUCUAUCUAUCUAUCUAUCUAUCUAUCUAUCUAUCUAUCUAUCUAUCUAUCUAUCUAUCUAUCUAUCUAUCUAUCUAUCUAUCUAUCUAUCUAUCUAUCUAGCUAGCUAGCUAGCUAGCUAGCUAUCUAUC